Pomacea canaliculata is the source of this 4152-nucleotide messenger RNA. Its product is annotated as multiple epidermal growth factor-like domains protein 11. The record is from RefSeq and is a predicted model, not a curated record. Bases 1940 to 4003 code for a protein of 687 amino acids. NCBI's taxonomy places the organism in Eukaryota, Metazoa, Mollusca, Gastropoda, Architaenioglossa, Ampullariidae. The transcript is spliced from 14 exons.
GUAACAUUUCGGCGCAUUGAGCGUUUCUCAAGGAUUCGGAUUUUGCGCGUUAUAAGACUCAUUCAUUCAUUCAUUUCCUCCUUGCAUGGUAAACACUUUAGUUAUGAAAACCUUUAUUGGACGGAGUAGGGGCGUGGCCUGUGGUAGUGUGAUUGUGUGUGUGUGUGAUAGUGUGUGUGUGUACGAGAAGGCGAAGCCAGUACGAGGGUUUGUGUCGUGAAACUCUAGGGGUAGGAGCACGUGGAGAUGGUAGAGGCUAUGAUUGCCGUCACCCCGGCCUAUCACACUCUCACUUGUCUGGUGUAGACAAUUUUGAGCGGCCCUCGCAGAUGUUUACUGUGGCACUUGUUUACGCAUCCCACAUGGAGUAGUGUAAUAUUGUCAUGAACCAGCCUGGUUCAAGGCCAGAACAGCAGCUGAAGCGGGUGUAGAUAAUUACAGGUGGGCCGUGGUCAAAGGAAGCGGACAGCGAGAGGAAGCCUUUCUGUCCGUUUCUACUUGACAGGUCGCCGUGAUUGAUAGGGGCGAUCGAGGCCAGAGUAGGGAGGUGUCAGGCACCAGCUUGGUUCAAGGCCACGACAGAGCCAACGCGGGUAUAGAUAAUUACAGGUGGGCCGCGGUCAAUGAAAGCGGACAGUGGAGGGAAGCCUCUCUGUUCGUUUUCAUUGACUUGACAGGUCGCCUUGAUUGAUGGAGGCGAUAGAGGCCCAGGGUAAGGGGGUGUAAGGUGUAGUAGUAGAGAAUAGCGCGGUGGUCAGUAGUGGCCUUAGUACUAGAAAGAUAGCGUUAGAACCGGGUAGGAGGGGUGGCGUGUAGUCACGUGCCCUCGUAGUAUAUAGUUAGGGUUAGAUGGGUAGUCGAGGCCUUUCCCCAGAAACAUCAGCAGAGACUACCAUCUCUGAGCGUCGUAUAAUGUAAGCAGCAAGUCUGUAGGGGGCCCGUUCCACCGAACGUAUCGCGCUACUUGCUGGCACUUACAGUCUGGAACCGUGAGAGUGAGAAAGGGGUCUCCGUCCUCGCAGACGUCAAGAAGGAGGUACACCGUCAGAACCGGCUACAGCAACUCUGCCACCCGUUGUCUGGGGCAACCGCUGGGGUAGUGAUUGCUGUUCCUGUGUGCCUCUGGGGUCUUGGACGUCUGGAGCCGGUGCCGGACCACUGUCGCCUGAGAUCGUCGCCGCAUCUGCGUCCGUAGCCUGGGGCAACCAGAGGAGCAGCAAUGCCAGUGAGCUAGGGACAGUGCGUCAGGAAACUCACUCUCAACGUCAUCGCCAUCGUCAUUGCCAGGGGCAGCGGUGUGUGACUUGUCAACUCAGCCAGUAGUGACAGUAGUGUGCCAAGGCAGGUCUGUGGCUGUCCACUACUGGUUGUCUAGAGGCAGUCCAUCGUGAACGACGCUGCCGUGAAGAACUAUUCGAGACUGAAGAACUGUACGCUCCAGGGGGGAGCGUUCGUCAUACGAAGAUCCAGAGAUUAGAAGGAAAGUGUGUUUGUUUCAUUUUGUACUCUUUGCAUUGUUGUGACUCGAUGAUAGUCUGCGUAUUCAUAGCCUCAUAUUGCGUCACGUGUCAACCUAAUUUGCUUUGUUAAUUUUCUUAUUAGACUAGGUGUUGAAAAACUAUAAUUAGUAUUUUGGGGGAAAAAAUGGUGUAAGGUAUUUUUUAAGGACAAGCAGAUGCUGAGAGAAAAAUCACAAAGAUAUCAAGACAUAGUUAUAAGGCUAAUUUCAUUAAGAAACUGUCAGGAGCGGGCUACGAUGGCGUCUUAGAUAACCGAUGAUUUUAUCAGACGUCAGCUCGCUGCUUUCAUCUUCCCCUGUGAUGCCACGCGUCUGCACGUCAGACAACGCACUGUAUGCUCAUUACCGUUGUAACGACUAGAGGGAAGAUCAUUUUGUGAAGAAUAGUAAAGAGAGGAAGAGGUCUUUUGGUGGAUACAAAUGCUGCGAUUCUUGUUAUUUCUUCUGUGCGUGUCUCGUGUCCUGGCGAAGGAUACAGAAAGAUGCCAAGGGAAAGACUGCGAGAUAAAGACCUGGCACAAUAAAAACUGCAGGACAAACGACGAUUGCAAUCAGCCACUUGCCGUUUGCUAUGAAAAUCAGUGUCGGUGUGACCCAGGGUACUACUACACCACAAACGAUACGUGUACUAGCACAUGCAGCACAGGCGAGUUGCAGAGCAACUUUACAGAGUAUCCUGACAGCGCUAUACGUGGAAACCACCUUGAUCGCAUUAAUGGAAUCAGUCUGGAAUACUGCAAGGGCAGGUGCCAGACCCUUAGGCGUUGCCUCACCUUUGAUUUUAAAGCCAAUGGAGGUCAAUGUCGGUUUCAUAAUGUCACCGCUCGUGAGGCUCCCUCAGACUGGUCUCCUAAGACGAGUACAGGCUGGACCCACUACCAGAGAUCCUGCAAGUCCACUUUGGCCACAGACGACAACUGGUACAACUUACUGUGUAAUAGCAGGAUCAACUGUCCAGACCCGAACAGCGACUGCUUGUCAGGCAGAUGCUUCUGUCAAUUAGGCUUCAACUUUAAUGAAGCCAUGAAGAAGUGUGUUACAAGCGUGCUAAAGACUUGGCACAAUGCAAGUUGCGGGACAGACGACGACUGCGAUGAGCCACACGGCGUGUGCUACAAACGUGUCUGUCGGUGUCACCCCGGGUACUACUACACCACACAGGAUACGUGUACUAGCACAUGCAGCACAGGCGAGUUGCAGAGCAACUUUACAGAGUAUCCAGACAGCGCUCUACGUGGAAAUCUCCUUGAUGUCAUCAAUGGAAUCAGUGUGGAAGACUGCAAGGGCAAGUGCCAGGCUGACAAUCGUUGCCUCACCUUUGAUUUCAAAGUUCUGUCUCUUUCUCUACCUACCGUGCCAGCCCAUGGAGGUCUCUGUCGGCUUCAUAAUGUGACAGCUCAUGAGUCUCCGUCAGACUGGUAUCCUAAGAGGAGUAAAGGCUGGACACACUACCAGAGAUCCUGCAAGUCUACUUUUGCGUCACACGAUAACUGGUACAACUUACUGUGUAACAGUGGGAUCGAUUGUUAUGACCGAAACAGCGACUGCUUGUCAGGCAGAUGCUUUUGUCAGUCAGGCUUCAAGUUCAAUGAAGCCGAGAUGGAGUGUCGUGCUCCAAGCGAGCUGAAGACCUGGCACAAUACAAGUUGCGGGACAGACGACGACUGCGAUGAGCCACACGGUGUGUGCUACAAACGUGUCUGUCGGUGUCACCCCGGGUACUACUACACCACACAGGAUACGUGUACUAGCACAUGCAGCAGAGGCGAGUUGCAGAGCAACUUUACAGAGUAUCCAGACAGCGCUCUACGUGGAAACCACCUUGCUAGCUCGGAUAGAGUCAGUGUGGAUGUCUGCAAGGGCAGGUGCCUGGCCGACAAUCGUUGCCUCACUUUUGACUUCAAAGGCCAUGGAGGUCUCUGUCGACUUCAUCAUGUGACAGCUCUUGAGUCUUCCUCCGACUGGUCUCCUAAGACGAGUAAAGGCUGGACCCACUACCAGAGAUCCUGCAAGUCCCCUUUUGCAUCAAACGAUACCUGGUACAACUUACUGUGUGACAGUAAGAUCGCCUGUCCAGACCGAAACAGCGACUGCUUGUCAGGCAGAUGCAUGUGCCAUUCAGGCUUCAAGUUCAAUGAAGCCACGAAGAAGUGUGUUGUUACAAGCGAGCUAAAGACCUGGCACAAUACAAGCUGCGGGACAGACGACGACUGCGAUGAGCCACACGGUGUGUGCUACAAACACCUGUGUCGGUGUCACCCCGGGUACUACUAUACCACACAGGAUACGUGUACUAGCACAUGCAGCAGAGGCGAGUGCAGAGCAACUUUACAGAGUAUCCAGACAGCGCUCUACGUGGAAACCACCUUGCUAGCUCGGAUGGAGUCAGUGUGGAUGUCUGCAAGGGCAGGUGCCUGGCCGACAAUCGUUGCCUCACCUUUGACUUCAAAGCCCAUGGAGGUCUCUGUCGGCUUCAUAAUGUGACAGCUCAUGAGUCUCUUUCACACUGGUUUCCUAAGACGAGUAAAGGCUGGACACACUACCAGAGAUCCUGCAAGUCCACAUUCGCCUCACACCGUACCUGGUACAACUUAUUGUGUCACAGCGGGAUCGAUUGUCCUGACACAAACAGC